AUGGCCUCCAUCAGUCAAUUCAAUGUACUUCUCAACAACCUCAGCAAUGAACUAAGCUCAGAGAAUCUGCAAAGUUUAAUUUAUGUUUGUGGAGAGCUUAUCUCUGAGCGCGAAAGCGAGAAAAUCUCAUCUGGCUGGGACGCGUUCAAGAUUCUUAUCCGAAGAAAUGCAAUCGGAGAAAAGCCCAUGAAGAUGGCGUUCCUACUUGAGAUUAUAAAGGAGUUGCGGCCCCAGAGAAAAGAUUUGGUCAACAUGGUUAAGAGGUACAUAGAAGACCACUAUCGAGAACCACAAAGGAUAAUAGAUGGUUAUGAAAAUAGCUCGGAUUACUACAUUCUAGUUUCACCACCUUCGGCGAUGCCUUUACCUGGAGAAUCGGAUGAAGAAGACUGUCAGUGUAGUGCCCGCUCUCGUUGUUGUAGUUGUAACUUCCGAUAUAAGCAAGGGAGUUACUUCUGUUUAGCAAUGUUUUCAAUUUUGGUGAUAGCAACUGCUGGCCUUACAAUACCUAUUGAGUUAUUAAAGUUGAAGGGUCCUCACAGCCCACCACCUACACCCAGUACACCGAAACCGUCACAACCAACUUCAACAACUUCACGUCAAACUGGUGCUUUUAUGGGUAGCAAUGGCAAUAAACAAGAGUACGAAAGGAAAAACGGAAACAACGCAAAAACGGAAAAACAUGAAAAUGGUAGUGCUAGUGAAGCUCCCACAGGUGCCGGUCCCGGCCGGUUCUGGCCAGUUACCAUUGUCGUUCUUCUCUUCUUGGCGGCGUGUUUUGGUUUACUUUCACUUUCCGUCAAAGGGAGAGAGAGAAAAUUACCAUGCACACACCCUCAAAGUAAUAUUGGCAACUAUGGUAGCAUUAACACCGACUUGACCGGAUCAAGCUCGCAGUACAUAAAGAACACUGAGCGAAAAAGUGGACACAAGUGUUCUUGUUGUUUCGGCCACGUAGCAAUAACGAUUUUAUCUGCGCCACUCUGCCUAGCCAGUGUCAGAGAGGAUACCCAUUAUGCUCCCUUGGCCAGUACUAACUGGACGGUGCCUGAAGCCGUGGUAUUUACAGAUGACUGCAGGCGACAGAAUGAACCAGUGCAGGACGAAUAG
Molecule: messenger RNA, 1110 nt
Organism: Porites evermanni
Lineage: Eukaryota; Metazoa; Cnidaria; Anthozoa; Scleractinia; Poritidae
Source: the annotation of a GenBank genome assembly